Molecule: messenger RNA, 441 nt
Organism: Pyricularia oryzae 70-15
Lineage: Eukaryota; Fungi; Ascomycota; Sordariomycetes; Magnaporthales; Pyriculariaceae
Exons: 6
Coding region: 1-441 (146 amino acids)
Source: RefSeq, a predicted model, not a curated record
AUGUGUAUUGCCCAGAGCGGCAGCUGGAAGGCCGCGCCACAGUACGAGGUUGAAGGUCUCAACGACGCCAUCCACCAGAAAACACACCACCACAUUUCGAGUAUCUACUAUCUAACCGAUGGCGGGAGGGAUUUUCACUUUACUGGUUCUCAGAUCGGAGGUAUGUGGACCAGUACCAAGCUCAUGUACCGCGGUACUACGCAAAACCCCCUUCUUCAACACUGGAAAGGUCGUCAUGGGAUAGCUCAGCUUAAAUUACUUCGUAACUGUAAAGACUCGGCGGCAGAACGCCAUUUCAAGAUCACAAGGUACUCUAGAUUCUCUCUCAUUGUUGGAAUGGGCGGAAGCAAAAUAGUCUUCAGUGCAAGUGCAGCUCAUGUGACCUGUGAGGCAGCUACCUACAUACAGCAAGUACCUCGAACUACCUACCUAGGCACGUAA